Molecule: messenger RNA, 2190 nt
Organism: Dendrobium catenatum
Lineage: Eukaryota; Viridiplantae; Streptophyta; Magnoliopsida; Asparagales; Orchidaceae
Product: 9-cis-epoxycarotenoid dioxygenase, chloroplastic
Exons: 1
Coding region: 76-1854 (592 amino acids)
Biological process (GO): carotene catabolic process
Cellular component (GO): chloroplast stroma
Molecular function (GO): carotenoid dioxygenase activity
Source: RefSeq, a predicted model, not a curated record
UCUACUAACUCUCUCUCUCUCUCUCUCUACCCUUCACUCUCAAUACGCUGAAGCAGAGCACGCAAAACCAGAGCCAUGUCCUCUUCCAUUUCCAUAUCAAUCUCAUCAAACCUAAUACAAAAUCCCCACCACCGCCAACAUCGCCGGACCUCUGUGAUCAACAAUCUCAACCAUCCGAACGCUCUCAGUAAACCACCCGGCGGCUGCCGGAGGCCAGUCGGAACCACUCAUUGCUCGCUCUCCUCCCAUUCCGUCCUCGAACUCCCCGCAUCCUUGUACAAUCAGUGCUCCCCGCCGUCUAACUUAAACCCUUUCCAGCUAGCCGCCGCCGCUGCGCUAGACGCCGUCGAAGAACGUUUCAUUGGAAACUUCCUCGAACGCAAUCACUCUCUCCCCAAAACCGUCGACCCCGAAAUCCAGAUUGCGGGAAACUUCGCCCCCGUCGGCGAGACGCCCCCGCGCCACAACCUCCCUGUUUCCGGCGAAAUUCCCUCUUCUCUCAACGGCGUCUACGUCCGCAACGGCGCGAACCCUUUCUUCGCCCCUCGCGCUGGUCAUCACUUGUUCGACGGUGACGGAAUGGUCCACGCCGUGAGGUUUCGCGACGGCCGCGCGUCCUACGCAUGCCGAUUCACUGAAACAGAGCGGCUACGGCAAGAGCGGGUCAUGGGGCGCGCUAUCUUCCCGAAGGCGAUCGGGGAGCUUCACGGCCACUCGGGGAUUGCCCGUCUUCUCCUGUUCUACGCGCGCGGGCUCUUCGGUCUCCUCGACCCCUCCCGCGGCGUAGGCAACGCCAACGCCGGGUUAAUCUUCUUCAACAACCGUCUUCUCGCCAUGUCGGAAGACGACUUGCCCUACCACAUCCGCGUCACUCGCGCCGGCGAUCUCGAGACGGUCGGACGGUACGACUUCGGCGGACAGUUGAAAUCCUCUAUGAUCGCGCAUCCGAAGCUCGACCCGGAGACAGGGGAAAUGUUCGUCCUGAGCUAUGACGUAAUCAAGAAGCCCUAUUUGAAGUACUUUAGCUUUUCCCCUUCCGGGGAGAAAUCCGCUGACGUGGCGAUCCCGUUGGAUCAGCCCACGAUGACGCACGACUUCGCCAUUACGGAGAAUUUCGUGGUUGUGCCGGACCAGCAGGUGGUGUUCAAGUUGCAGGAAAUGAUCGCCGGUGGUUCGCCGGUGGUUUACGAUAAGGAGAAGACGGCGCGGUUCGGAGUUCUUCCGAAGCGCGCCGUUGAUGGUUCCGAGAUGAUUUGGGUCGAUGUGCCGGAUUGCUUCUGCUUCCAUUUUUGGAACGCGUGGGAGGAGGCUGAGACAGAGGAGAUCGUGGUCAUCGGCUCCUGCAUGACCCCGGCGGAUUCCAUCUUCAACGAGUCGGAGGAGAACCUGCGGAGCGAGCUCACGGAGAUACGCCUCAACCUGAAAACAGGCCGAUCGACCCGACGGGCCAUUGUCGGGUCCGCAGGGCAUGUUAAUCUCGAGGUCGGAAUGGUGAACCGAAACCGGCUUGGGCGGAGAACCCGAUACGCCUACCUUGCAAUAGCGGAGCCAUGGCCCAAAGUGUCCGGAUUCGCCAAAGUGGAUCUCACCACCGGCGACAUGCAAAAGUUCGAGUACGGGAAAGGGAAAUUCGGCGGCGAGCCGUACUUUGUGCCGGCAGCCGGGGACGAAGAGAAUGAAGACGAAGGCCAUGUGAUUGCGUUUGUGCACGACGAGGAAUCGGCGAAAUCAGAGCUGCUUAUAGUGAACGCCUCCGACAUGAAAGUGGAAGCUGUCGUGAAGCUGCCAUCGCGAGUACCUUAUGGAUUCCAUGGAACGUUUGUCAGUGAAGGGAGUCUGGAGUUUCAGGACUGAAUGGGAAUUACUGGUCGAUUACAUUUUUGCAGGAAUGGAAGCUACCUGAGGGAUUGGCAGUGGAGAUCCCCGGAGUUGUCCAAUUCCUUCUUCUGCUUCUGCUUCUGCUUCAGUGAGUACCUACCUACAUAUUCUAGUUGUAUAUAGAUUAUGCUGUGAUGCAGAUCUGUAGAGAGAAAUUUGAUCUAUACUAGUGAGGCCGGUUUGUAGCGCUUUGUCGAGCUCAGCCGGCCUCUUCUUCUUCGUUUAUUUUUUUAAAUUUUAACGGUUGUUUGUUUGUACAAAUGAAGUGGAGGUCGCAGCUGGCGCUGUGUGGAAGCGCCAGGGGUUCCUCUG